Messenger RNA from Filobasidium floriforme, 1261 nucleotides. Its product is annotated as phosphoribosylaminoimidazole-succinocarboxamide synthase. The record is from RefSeq and is a predicted model, not a curated record. Gene Ontology annotation, biological process: 'de novo' IMP biosynthetic process. Gene Ontology annotation, cellular component: cytoplasm. Gene Ontology annotation, molecular function: phosphoribosylaminoimidazolesuccinocarboxamide synthase activity. Lineage: Eukaryota; Fungi; Basidiomycota; Tremellomycetes; Filobasidiales; Filobasidiaceae. The coding region runs from base 108 to 1091 and encodes 327 amino acids. The transcript is spliced from 5 exons.
AUCGAGUUUUCAUUCCUACUUUGCGCUCUGCAGAAGAGUUCAUCUUCCCACAAGCUGGCCACAGCUACGAUACGCCAGAGUUAAUAGUCAACACAGAUCAUAUCACGAUGACGGCGCUCGAAAACACCAACAUGCCGAAGCUCAAGCUCGUUGCCAAGGGCAAGGUCAGGGACAUUUACGCCUUGCCCGAUGAGGCAGACUCGGACAAGCUGCUGUUCGUUGCAACAGACAGGAUCAGCGCCUUUGACAUCAUUAUGGACAACGGUAUCCCGAACAAGGGUUCUCUCUUGACCACCCUCUCCCUUUUCUGGUUCGACAAGCUUUCCAAGAUUCUGCCUCAUCAUGUGCUUGCGCCAGCACCUUCAACAUGCUGGAACGAAGAAGGAGACCGAAAUAAGGCGGAUGAGGCAUGGCAGAGCUUCCCGAGAAGUCUGGACGAAUAUCGAGAUCAACUCGAAGGGAGGAGCAUGAUCGUUCGCAAGUGCGAGGUGAUCAAGGUGGAGGCUAUCGUCAGAGGUUACAUCACUGGGUCCGCCUGGAACGAAUACAAAAAGUCUCAGACCGUCCACGGGAUCCCUAUGCCCGCCGGUUUGAAGGAAUCCGACAAGUUCCCCCAGCCAAUCUUCACUCCUUCGACCAAGGCUGACCAAGGCGAGCAUGACGAGAACAUCCACCCUGACAAGGUCAAGGAUAUCUGUGGAGAAGAAUUGGCUGCUGAAGUCAGCCGGGUUGCCGUCGAACUCUACACCGAAGCUGCGACGCACGCCGAAGCUCGAGGAGUCAUCCUUGCGGAUACCAAGUUCGAAUUCGGACUGCUACCAGCAACCUCAGAAUCUCAAUCGCUCUCAUCGAGACUCAUCCUGAUUGACGAGGUCCUGACCCCCGAUUCGUCCCGAUACUGGGCAGCCGAUACCUAUGCGACCGGACGAGGUCAGGACUCCUUCGACAAGCAAUACGUUCGAGACUGGCUCAUUAGCGAGAACAAGAAGAACGUCGAGAACGUCAGACUGCCGGAAGAGGUUGUCAAGAAGACGGAGCAGAAGUACAGGGAAGCUAAAGAGAGGAUCAUGGGGCAAGGGAAGUGGGCAUGAUGUGUAUUCGGUUGUACAGCAGUAAUUCGACAGAAUUCGAAUAUGAUGACGGGAGGAUAUUUCGAAAUUUUGCUUCCGGGACCGAGAGGGCGAACCUCGAGGCUGUCGACCAGCUAUCAGCUACAGAUUCGAAUGCUUCCAUGUACAAGUGAUGAACGAAUUGAAACGAA